GCAUGCACGGAUCACUAAAUUGCGCACGGAUGCAAUGAUUCUUUGCAGGGUCUAGUUGUUCGUGCCUUAGAGACUUGGUGCGUUAGAAAUUGGUGCCUUAGAUCCCCGAUUGGCGGAUUGCUGCAUGUGGGUGGAUGCGUAUGCUACUGUUCGCGCGCAAAGGGUUGCAAUAGCGAGCAUGCGGCAGGCGUCAAAGUUUUGAGCUGCGACGACUACAGCAGAUAUGGCUUCGAUGUCACACGAUGAAGAGGUUCGCGGGCUCAAGAGGAAGGUGGAGGAGAUUGCCAAGUCCGACCCGCAGGAUGCGCUUGAGCAAGGCCGAAGAGUGGCCGCAUACGCUAAUAGCUUGUUUCUGGCCACUGCCUACCACCUCGGCCGACACGUCCAAGAUGCCCACGGCCGCGUCGAUGCCGCUGGUGGCAAGAGCGCCGCUAAUGGAAAGGCGCUCCGACAGUGCGCACCCCAUCUGCAUGCUGCACAGCGUGCGGCGAAAGUCCACCACGACAAAGAGGAGAAUCGCAAGAAGACAGGCCUUCACGGUCUGGCGCCGCAGCAGGAGCAAUGGACGCUAAGUUUGCAAACGCAGGAGAAGCUCGCAGAAGUGGUCCGUGAUCAUGGAGAGGAGCAGACACGCCGCUUGCUCGCCAGGGCGCUGUACGAGAGGUACCGGAGAACCGUCGGCCGUGCCGCCACCACCGGUCGCGCCGUCGUCACCAUCAAGGAUCAAGGUGUCAAGAAGGAGGACAUCGACAGAGUCGCGCUCAGCACAUGGGCGCUCCCGACUCCGGAGCCGGGCGAUGUUUCGGCAAUCGUUCAGCAAGAUGAAGGACGGCUACCUUUCAUCAGAAGCGGAUCGGUCGCUACUUCGAACGUGCCUGUGGCCCCACUGCCUACCGGAGGUGGACAGGAUGCAAAUGGCUCCAGCACACCACCUCGCCUGGAAUGCAAAGCGAGUGAUUUGUACGAAAGAACCGAGGAUACUGUAUGCCGCCUCUGGGCAAGUAACGGUACUCUUACACGACAAGGGUACAUGCUGGUCACGGUAGCUGACCUUCCUUGCGAUAACCUUGCGGUGGACUUGUCUAUCAGUAUCGAAAAGGACCAAAUCGUUCAGACUGCUGUGCGGUUCCAGAAGCGAAACACCUCACACCCCCUUGAAGCCAAGCUUAGCAAUGUACCAGAUGUGGCCGCGCCUGUGCCUGACCAUCUGCCCGCUUUGUGGCAUGUAUCCAAGGAUGUCGGUGACGACCCGCUAGAGUGGAUGACGAAGCUCUUGAAUGCUCCGCCGAUGGACACACUUCACUACCUGAUUUUAGACGCCGCGGAACACGAUUCUGCCCCACCUUGGUACAACGUUAUACUACACCCCGGCACUGCAUUAAACACCCUGACAAAGCUACCCGGCAUCAACACGAGCCUGAAAUAUCUCUGCUACGACAAGGGCGCCGCCGCUGGGCUCCACAUCGAGGACAACAACCUUGGCUCCCUCAACCUUAUUGUCGCAGGUGCUCCGAAGGUAUGGCUGAUCGUCCCACCAGACCAACAGGACGUACUAGAGCAGGCUCUUCUGCGGAAAUGGAGGCUCAAGAGCGAGCAAUGCUCGCAAUUCGUUCGGCACAAGGGCGUACUGCUUUCGCCCGCUUUCCUGCAGAAGUACAACGUCAACUUUCAGAUCGUCGAACAGCAGGCAGGACAGCUCAUUUAUACCGCACCUAAUACCUACCACCAAGUGAUUAACCGUGGACCGAACAUCGCCGUGGCGAUCAACUGCACGGCUCCUGAAGUGAUUUCAGCUACUACUCCGACGACUCCGAUGACAGAUUCUAUGAUGAUUUCCAUGACGACUUCAACGACGACUUCAACGACGACUCCGUCAUCAAUGACGACUCCGACAUCAAUGACGACUCCGACAAUGACAGCAACGACGGAUUCGUUAACAGCUCCAUUCGAGACUCCUCCAACGACUUCAUCUAGAGCUCUAUCUGUAGCUCCCUCUACAGCUUCAUCUAUAGCUCAAUCCACGGCUCCGUCCACGGCUCCAUCCACAGCUCCAUCUACGGCUUCUCCCACGCCAUCAAUAACCACCCUUAGAACAACUUCUUUGACGCCUGCCAUGCCCACAUACAAGUGGUGUACCAAGAAGUGUAGGCUCAAGGGGGUAACGCCAUUGGCGGAAGAAGACUUCAUCAAUACUAUGCAGGCUUCAUAAGCAUCAACAAUGCCGACUUCUGCUUGACGUGCAGCAGAUUGUUAGCAGCGACACCGCUGGGCACAUCUCCUGGGAGGCGCGCAGUGUUACCGCAUAAGCAUUGUUUCUCCAGACUCACAGAGGAAGCACGAUAGGUCUCUCAUGGGAUGGUUAAGUCACUGUUUUGUAGGUGGGUAGCUCAUGUUAAUGAUGGCAGACGCCAUGCCGCUUGUUCAAGCUUAGCAGGUACCGUGCAUACACCGCUCGCUCAAGCCCACUACAGCAGCGCCACAGUCAACGCCGUUUCCAACCUGUCUGUUGUAUAUUGACCUACCUCCGGCCUUGCGCUGUUAU
This is a messenger RNA of Baudoinia panamericana UAMH 10762, 2542 nucleotides long. RefSeq lists its product as uncharacterized. The transcript has a single exon. NCBI's taxonomy places the organism in Eukaryota, Fungi, Ascomycota, Dothideomycetes, Mycosphaerellales, Teratosphaeriaceae. Gene Ontology annotation, biological process: chromatin remodeling. Gene Ontology annotation, cellular component: nucleus. Gene Ontology annotation, molecular function: histone H3K36 demethylase activity; histone H3K9 demethylase activity. The record is from RefSeq and is a predicted model, not a curated record. Bases 224 to 2209 code for a protein of 661 amino acids.